This is a messenger RNA of Medioppia subpectinata, 311 nucleotides long. NCBI's taxonomy places the organism in Eukaryota, Metazoa, Arthropoda, Arachnida, Sarcoptiformes, Oppiidae. The record is from the annotation of a GenBank genome assembly.
GAAGUCAAUAGUAUUGGCGUUUGUUUUGCUGAUUACGGUUUGCCAUCGCAUGAGUAUCGCAUCCAAUCUACCAAUGGAUCGCUUAAGACUGUGCAUUCAGAAUUGCGGUCAAUGUAAGGCUAUGUACGGCCAGUAUUUUCUGGGCAAACAGUGCGCCCAACACUGUCUGGAUAACAAGGUGUUGCUGGAAUCGGGUGAGCUACAGGUGCCCGACUGUAAUUCACCACAUUCUAUACUACCGUAUAUCAGAAAACUGAUCGAUGACAUUGAUGUUAAGCAAGAUGUUAUUUAAUUUGAUUAAUGUAGUCAAC